Messenger RNA from Pleurotus ostreatus (oyster mushroom), 2706 nucleotides. RefSeq lists its product as uncharacterized. Lineage: Eukaryota; Fungi; Basidiomycota; Agaricomycetes; Agaricales; Pleurotaceae. Bases 1 to 2706 code for a protein of 901 amino acids. Gene Ontology annotation, molecular function: succinyl-CoA:3-oxo-acid CoA-transferase activity; actin binding. The transcript is spliced from 15 exons. The record is from RefSeq and is a predicted model, not a curated record.
AUGUCCGCAACAUCAGGAAUCGGGAUAUCUCAAGAACUCGUUGACGAGUUCUCCAACGCAGUUGACACGAAAGCAACUAGAUUUAUCAAGGUCUCCAUCCAAAACGAGUCCUUGGUUCACGACGAAUCGAUACCGGGUGCAGGCACUUUCCAAGACGAUCUCGCGAAGCUCCAGCAUGUUGUGGAAGACAACACACCAGCCUAUAUUCUAGGACGCUUGGACGAGCCUCCUGCUGAAUGGAUUGCCAUCUCUUAUGUCCCCGAUUCGGCCAAGGUUCGCGACAAGAUGUUAUACGCGUCGACGAGGGCGUCGCUGAUGAAAUCACUGGGAUCGACACUCUUCACCGACUCGAUCUUCGCCACGUCCAAGGACGACCUGACUGCGGAUGCUUACGCCGCGCAUAGAAGACACGUCAACGCACCAAAGCCUCUCAGUGCGCGUGAGCAAGAAAUGGAGGACAUCAAAGCCGCCGAACGCGAGGCAAGCGGGGGGAUCUACGAGGGCAGUCGUGCAAGGAAGAAUCAUCUCGGGAACGACAACGUUGGCAUGAAAUGGGAGGACGGAGUUACAGAAGCUAUCAAGGCUUUCGGCGCAGGAGAAACCUGCUCGGUGCUCGUCUUCACUAUCAACGUAACCAGUAGCUCAGAAAUGCUUCAUCUUCACUCCUCUGCCGACAUCACAGUCGAUCGACUACGCGCGAGUCUCCUUCCUUCCGACCCCUGCUUUGCUCUGUUCGCUUGGCCCCGCACCCAACGUGAAAUCUACUGGAUCUACUCUUGUCCUUCGAACUCACCUGUCAAGAACCGCAUGCUAUACUCCUCCUGCUCGCUCGCUACGUUCCUCGCUGCGAAGGCGAUUCUGUCGUCCUAUUCUACGUCCGCCGUGGCGAGCAGGAAAAUCGAGACCUCCGAUCCUCAAGAGCUUGAUGAAGCUUUCCUUGUCUCGUACCUUGACUUGGAUGCCGCUACUCCUGCUGCAAGCAGCAACCCCGGCCAAAUCGAUACUGGUGAGAAGAAACCAUUUGCACGACGUACAUUACCUUCACACGAAGUCUGGCAGUCAUACACGCUUUCCCCUCCAGUCUGCAACGUAAAUCGGGGCCUUCAGCGAGGGUUAACGUUACAAACGAUGCUCAACAUAAGAUUGCAAGUCCCUCGAAAGCAUUUCCACGUUGGCCGAGUUUACGCGCUCGCCCCGGUUCUUCAGAAACGAUGCUACUCAAUUCCAGCCCAACAAUCGAAACAGCCAAAAGUAUGGGCCUCAGCUGAUGAAGCAGUCAAGGAUGUCAAGUCGGGGGACACGCUAAUGGUUGGAGGGUUUGGAUUCGCCGGGAUACCUGAUACUCUUAUCACUGCCCUUACGAAGCGGAAAGAUGAAGUCAAGGACCUUACGGGUGUAUCGAACAACUGUGGUGCAGAGACUUCGGGUUUGGGGAAGUUGCUGAUCAGCAAGCAAAUGAGCAAGUUGAUUGCUUCAUACCCUGGAGGAAACAAGCAAUUCGAACAAGCAUACCUCAAGGGCCAAAUCUCCCUUGAACUCGUUCCCCAGGGCACACUCGCUGAGCGUAUACGCGCACACGCGGCAGGCAUUCCUGCCUUCUUCACGCCAACCGGCGCGUCGACGGCCGUGGAGGAAGGUGCCAUUCCCGUGCGGUACAACGAGGGCGGCAUGUCGGCCGGGGUGCAGAUUCCGGGUAUAAAGAAGGAGCAUAAAAUUAUCAAUGGGAAGAGAUACGUGCUGGAACCUGGAAUUCCUGGCGAUGUCGCGUUCAUUAGAGCGUGGAAGGUUGAUGAGAUUGGCAACUGCGUGUUCAGAUACGCAUCAAACAAUUUCAAUACGGUCAUGGCACGAAACGCGAAGCUUACUAUUGUCGAAGCAGAAAACAUAGUCUCAGUGGGCGAAAUCUCGCCAAAUUCAAUUCACCUCCCAGGUAUCUACGUCGACAGAAUAGUCCCCGCCACCGUCGAAAAGAGAAUCGAAUUCGCCACCCUCUCGCAAUCCUCCUCCUCCCAACCAGCAUUUUCCCCGGAAAAGGCUGCCGCUCAAGCCACGCGCCACAGAAUCGCCAGACGCGCUGCGAAGGAGAUUAAAGAUGGAUUCCAUGUCAACUUAGGCAUCGGCAUGCCUACGCUCGUCCCAGAGCAUCUGGAACCAAGUGUAAAGGUUUGGCUCCAAAGCGAGAACGGUAUCUUGGGUAUGGGGCCUUAUCCAACAGAGAAGCAACUUGACGCGGAUCUUAUCAAUGCUGGAAAGGAAACCGUCACCCUCCUCCCUGGUGCAUCUGUCUUCGAUUCUAGCGACUCCUUCGCGAUGAUUCGGGGAGGACAUAUCGAUGUGGCUAUUCUUGGCGCGAUGCAAGUCUCGCAGGCGGGUGACAUUGCCAACUUCAUGAUCCCAGGCAAGAUGCUGAAGGGCAUUGGCGGUGCUAUGGACCUCGUCUCCAACCCCGACAAAACCAAGGUCAUCGUAGUCAUGGAGCACUGCGCCAAAGACGGCAGCCCUAAGAUCCUGAAAGAAUGCUCCCUUCCUCUCACCGGUGCACGCACAGUCAGCCAGAUCAUCACUGAGCUCGCGGUGUUCGACGUUGAUCGCGGUAACGGGGAGUUAACCUUGAUCGAUGUUGCGAAAGGUGUGAGCGUUGAUGAAGUUAAGUCCAAGACUGGGUGCGACUUCAAGGUGAGGGAUAACUUGGGCACGAUUGAGUGA